CUGCCACCCUGACUCCGCUUUCCCCUCACCCCAGGGGCCAUGCACCCCCUGCGCAGUGGCCUGCUUAAUUCCACAUCAGAUUCGGACCUCGUGCGCUACCGCACCAUUAGCAAGAUCCCCCAAAUCACCCUCAACUUUGUGGACCUCAAGGGUGACCCCUUCCUGGCUUCGCCCUCCAGCGACCGGGAGAUCAUAGCACCCAAGAUAAAGGAGCGGACCCACAAUGUCACGGAGAAGGUCACCCAGGUCCUGUCCCUGGGGGCGGACGUGCUGCCCGAGUACAAGCUGCAGGCGCCGCGCAUCCACCGCUGGACCAUCCUGCACUACAGCCCCUUCAAGGCCGUGUGGGACUGGCUCAUCCUGCUGCUGGUCAUCUACACGGCCGUCUUCACGCCCUACUCAGCCGCCUUCCUGCUGAAGGAGACGGAGGAGGGCCCGGUGGCCCCCGACUGCGGCUACGCCUGCCAGCCCCUGGCCGUGGUGGACCUCAUUGUGGACAUCAUGUUCAUCGUGGACAUCCUCAUCAACUUCCGGACCACCUACGUCAAUGCCAACGAGGAGGUGGUCAGCCACCCGGGCCGCAUCGCCGUCCACUACUUCAAGGGCUGGUUCCUCAUUGACAUGGUGGCCGCCAUCCCCUUCGACCUGCUCAUCUUUGGCUCUGGCUCGGAGGAGCUCAUCGGGCUGCUGAAGACGGCGCGGCUGCUGCGGCUGGUGCGCGUGGCCCGGAAGCUGGACCGCUACUCGGAGUACGGGGCAGCCGUGCUCUUCCUGCUCAUGUGCACCUUCGCGCUCAUCGCGCACUGGCUGGCCUGCAUCUGGUACGCCAUCGGCAACAUGGAGCAGCCGCAUAUGGACUCCCGCAUCGGCUGGCUGCACAACCUGGGUGACCAGAUUGGCAAGCCCUACAACAGCAGCGGCCUGGGCGGCCCCUCCAUCAAGGACAAGUACGUCACGGCCCUCUACUUCACCUUCAGCAGCCUCACCAGCGUGGGCUUUGGCAACGUCUCCCCCAACACCAACUCAGAGAAGAUCUUCUCCAUCUGCGUCAUGCUCAUCGGCUCCCUCAUGUACGCCAGCAUCUUUGGCAACGUGUCGGCCAUCAUCCAGCGGCUGUACUCGGGUACAGCCCGCUACCACACGCAGAUGCUCCGGGUGCGUGAGUUCAUCCGCUUCCACCAGAUCCCCAACCCACUGCGCCAGCGCCUUGAGGAGUACUUCCAGCACGCCUGGUCCUACACCAACGGCAUCGACAUGAACGCGGUGCUGAAGGGCUUCCCGGAGUGCCUGCAGGCCGACAUCUGCCUGCACCUGAACCGCUCGCUGCUGCAGCACUGCAAGCCCUUCCGCGGGGCCACCAAGGGCUGCCUGCGGGCCCUGGCCAUGAAGUUCAAGACGACACAUGCGCCACCAGGGGACACGCUGGUGCACGCGGGGGACCUGCUCACUGCCCUCUAUUUCAUCUCCCGGGGCUCCAUCGAGAUCUUGCGGGGUGACAUCGUCGUGGCCAUCCUGGGGAAGAACGACAUUUUCGGAGAGCCUCUGAACCUCUACGCGAGGCCUGGCAAGUCCAACGGGGACGUGCGGGCCCUCACCUACUGCGACCUGCACAAGAUCCAUCGGGACGACCUGCUGGAGGUGCUGGACAUGUACCCCGAGUUCUCCGACCACUUCUGGUCCAGCCUGGAGAUCACAUUCAACCUGCGAGACACCAACAUGAUCCCCGGCUCUCCCGGCAGCGCGGAGCUGGAGGGUGGCUUCAACCGGCAACGCAAGCGCAAGCUGUCUUUCCGCAGGCGCACCGACAAGGACCCGGAGCAGCCAGGGGAGGUGUCGGCCUUGGGGCCAGGCCGGGUGGGGGCAGCGCCUAGUGGCCGGGGUGCCGACGAAGGCCCAGGCCGCAGCUCCAGCCCCCUCCGCCUGGUGCCCUUCUCCAGCCCCAGGCCCCCUGGAGAGCUGCCGGGUGGGGAGCCCCUGACUGAGGACUGUGAGAAGAGCAGUGACACUUGUAACCCACUGUCAGGGGCCUUCUCAGGAGUGUCCAACAUCUUCAGCUUCUGGGGGGACAGUCGGGGCCGCCAGUACCAGGAGCUGCCUCGAUGCCCCGCCCCCGCCCCCGCCCCAAGCCUCCUCAACAUCCCUCUUUCCAGCCCUGGCCGGCGGUCCCGGGGUGACGUGGAGAGCAGGCUGGAUGCCCUCCAGAGGCAGCUCAACAGGCUGGAGACCCGGCUCAGUGCAGACAUGGCCACCAUCCUGCAGCUGCUACAGAGGCAGAUGACGCUGGUCCCGCCCACCUACAGUGCUGUGACCACCCCCGGCCCUGGCCCCACCUCUACCUGCCCCCUGCUGCCUGUCAGCCCCAUCCCCACCCUCACACAGUACUCCCUUUCUCAGGUUUCCCAGUUCUUGGUGUGUGAGGAGCUCCCCCCGGGGGGCCCAGAGCUCCCUCAAGAUGGCCCUACUCGACGCCUCUCCCUGCCGGGCCAGCUGGGCGCCCUCACCUCCCAGCCCUUGCACAGACACGGCUCAGACCCAGGCAGUUAGUGGGGCGGCCCGGUGUGGACACGUGGCUCACCUCGGGUUCAGCACAUGGCCUGGGCCCCUCCCCUCGGAGGCCCUGCCCAGGAGGCCCUGGCCACGAAGGGGAGAGGAACUCAAAGGGGAGAGGAACUCAAGGCACAGCCCCUCCCCAGCUCUUGGGACCAUCUCCUCCUGCAGUGGGAGGGGCAGGGGCAGGGCUGGGCAGUGGACGGGGGUCUGUGGUUCCCCCACUGCUCUGGGGGCAGUAGCUGGUCUAACUGCCUGGUGACACCCCGCCCUAGGCCUUAGGCACUCAAGGACUUUUCUGCUAUUUACUGCUCUUAUUGUUAAGGAUAAUAAUUAAGGAUCAUAUGAAUAAUUAAUGAAGAUGCUGAUGACUAUGAAUAAUAAAUAAUUAUCCUGAA
This is a messenger RNA of Myotis brandtii (Brandt's bat), 2945 nucleotides long. It is a transcript of the gene KCNH2, whose product is annotated as potassium channel, voltage gated eag related subfamily H, member 2. The transcript has 11 exons. Gene Ontology annotation, cellular component: membrane. Lineage: Eukaryota; Metazoa; Chordata; Mammalia; Chiroptera; Vespertilionidae. Gene Ontology annotation, biological process: potassium ion transmembrane transport; regulation of heart rate by cardiac conduction; regulation of ventricular cardiac muscle cell membrane repolarization. The coding region runs from base 40 to 2544 and encodes 834 amino acids. The record is from RefSeq and is a predicted model, not a curated record. Gene Ontology annotation, molecular function: inward rectifier potassium channel activity.